CCUUGGCGCUUGUUGUUGCCACGUACUCGUUAAAUCGUUGUAAACUGGGAAAUUCUUAACUAUUUUCAGCAGUUUUGCGAUUCUUAAUCUUGUUGCAUCACCAAUCAACCGAUUUACAAGCAACUGCAGAGAGCACAGACCUCUGGGCGGCCCAGAUCCGGGCGUCUCUAAAGGAAAUCAUCGGAAACAUCACCGGCAAGCAUUGAGAAUCGUGAUUUGGCGUUUUGGUUCUUCCGAGUGAUUUGGGUGGUUUAUUGUUUCUGUGACCAUGAAUUUCAACGCUCAAGCUGGAUCCGAUGGCCGUCCUCACCGGCUAUCGAAGAAACCGAAGCGGGUCAGCGAUGUGAACGCCAUGGGCAGUACGAUCCCGUAUCAGCAGAUGACAUCACAGCCGCCCAGCAAUCAGUACAUGCCUACGGAUCCUAAUUUGCAGUACAUGGCUAACAAUCCCAGUCUGCAGUAUGCCAAUGACCCGAACAACUAUUACGGCCAACAGCAGGCACCGCAGCCACCACAACCAGCUUACGGUUAUAUACCUCCGCCGACGCAGGCACCACUAGCGGAUGUAUCUCGACAGCCAAACCAUGGGCCAGGGUUGGGCAUGGGACCACCCAUGGGCCAACAGGGCGGCGGAAUGGGCCAACAGUUCGCCAUGUUUCAACAACCGAUCGUGCAGGAUAUGGCUAUGCAGUACGGUCAGAGAUUGGCUGACCAGGGCAAGGAAAUUGUCCAUUCUCAGAUCGAAAAGUACUUGCCAACAUCCAAGCUAAAGUACUAUUUCGCUGUGGACAAUCUGUACGUGAUAAGGAAGCUGAAAGUGAUCUUCUUUCCUUUCCUUCAUCAGGAUUGGUCUAUGAAGUACGAUCAUGAGAAUCCGGUUCAACCGUUGUAUGAUAUUAAUGCACCAGACCUGUAUAUCCCGGCCAUGAGCUACAUUACUUACAUUGUGCUGGCUGGUAUUGCCCUGGGCAUGCAAAACCGAUUUUCCUCGGAACAGCUCGGCAUUCAAGCGUCCAGUGCCCUGGCUUACAGCAUUUUUGAGAUGGUAAUCUACACACUGACACUGUACAUAAGCAACAUCUCGACCUCCAUCGGCACAUUCGAUCUGUUGGCCCUGACCGGCUACAAGUAUUUAGCUAUCGUUGCGAUCGUGGCAUCGAGCAUACUGUUGAAAAGAACUGGCUACUAUCUGGCGCUGAUUUAUACUUCCGCUAUGUUAGCAUUCUUCAUGUUACGUACGUUGAAAGCCAAAGUAUUGACGGAACCAGUUCAGAUUCAGAGCUCUGUCGGAUACGAUCCAUAUGCGCAGCAGCAGACCGACUAUCAUCUCGGACGGAAACGCAAGCUGUACUUCCUGUUUCUCGUCACCGGCCUGCAGCCGGUGCUGGCAUUUUGGCUGACGGUGCACUUGAUCGUAAGCGAUCCUGUUCAGGGUGCCUAAAAGGCAAUUCCUUUUGUUUUUUGGACAGACAUGAAAAAUGCGUUUAAUGGAAAUAAAGUGUAAGUCAAUUUAGCCUUUUUGAUACUCCUCCAA
Messenger RNA from Anopheles darlingi, 1534 nucleotides. It is a transcript of the gene Yif1, whose product is annotated as protein YIF1B-A. Bases 269 to 1441 code for a protein of 390 amino acids. The transcript is spliced from 6 exons. Lineage: Eukaryota; Metazoa; Arthropoda; Insecta; Diptera; Culicidae. Gene Ontology annotation, biological process: endoplasmic reticulum to Golgi vesicle-mediated transport. Gene Ontology annotation, cellular component: endoplasmic reticulum-Golgi intermediate compartment; COPII-coated ER to Golgi transport vesicle; Golgi membrane. The record is from RefSeq and is a predicted model, not a curated record.